Molecule: messenger RNA, 13100 nt
Organism: Maniola jurtina (meadow brown)
Lineage: Eukaryota; Metazoa; Arthropoda; Insecta; Lepidoptera; Nymphalidae
Product: prolow-density lipoprotein receptor-related protein 1-like
Exons: 51
Coding region: 1712-12982 (3756 amino acids)
Molecular function (GO): protein binding; calcium ion binding
Source: RefSeq, a predicted model, not a curated record
AAAAAUUGUUUUAGAAUAUACAGGUAAAGCCCUUUCAUGAUACCCCUUUCAUGAUUGGUAUAGGGGGGGGGGGGGGGGGACACACACAUUUUACCACUUUGGAAGUGUCCCUCGCGUAAACUAUUCAGUUUAGAAAAAAAUAAUAUUAGAAACCUCAAUAUAAUUUUUGAAGACCUAUCCAUAGAUACCCCACACGAUUAUUCGAUAUUCGAUGUACCUUAAAUACCUAUAUGUGAUGAUGCUGAGCAAACUCUCGUAUGCAGAAUAGAACAACUUUGAACUUAAAACCUAAACACUUUGCUCUAGGAUUCUGUACCCGAAGGGUGCCAAUGAGACCCUAUUUUGAGGCCUUCGCUGUCAGCCCGUCUGUCUGUCAACAGGUUGUAUCUCGUGAACCGUGAUAGAUACAGAAUUAAAAUUUUCACAGAAUGUGUAUUUCUAUUGCCACUAUAACAAAAAAUAAUAAAAAAUUCAAAAUGGUGGCCAUGAAAGUUUAAAAAAAAUAAAAAGUACAUUGUUCACUCCGGCCAGUUGGCAUGGGUGAAGGGGUUCGAAUCGCUUCCUGAUGGACUGUAUUUUUCAAAACGAAUACCUAAUUUUGACGCGACACCAGUGAGGAGAAAAUAAGAAAACUCGACUCACCAGCGCCGUCGCAGUCUCUCCUCCCGUCGGUACCGACACUAAGCACUUCCCUGUAGCACUUGGGAUGGCCCCAGGGCCCAGCGUGAUGGAUUCGGGGCUUGGAGCGCCGACGACGUGUGUCGUCUGUCUUCACGCGCGAGCGACUCUGCCAAUGAGCGGUAACCUAUCUACCCUCACUGGCGAAUAUAUUUAUAUCAACCCGACGAACGAUUCUAACGAUAUACCUAUUGCAGCUAAUUGAUCUGCCGCUAAAUUCAAAUGAACCUAUCUAAAAACUAAAACUAAAUUCUAAAACUAAACGAAAUAAGGUUAUCUAGUCGAUGGGGAUUGAACAUACAUAGAUGCGUGUACACCUGGUUAGUACUCGCAUCUUUUACUCUGUCAAUUGUAUUUUUAGGGUUCCGUACCUCAAAAGGAAAAAAAGAUCCCUUAUACGAUUAUUUCGUUGUCUGUCUAUCUGUCUGUCGUGUUCGUCAAAAAACCUAUCUACAGGGUACUUCCUGUUGACCUAGAAUCAUGUUUGGCAGGUUGGUACGAGUAGGUCUUAUAGCACACUUAGGUACGGGGAAAAAUCCCAACACCGUGAAUUUGUGGUUACCAACAUCACAAAAAUAAAAUAAAAUGUGUUCAUGAACAAUUAAUAAUAAUUAAGUAGUAUUUUCAACUUUCAAAGUAAGAUUAAUAUACCAAGUGGGGUAUCGUUGAAGUGGCCUUGUACCUACACUUUAAAACAGAUUUUUAUACAUACCUACCUAAUAGUUUUUGAUUUAUCGUGCAAAAUAUCUAAAAAAUAUGAGAGUAGUACGGAACCCUCCGUGCGCGAGCCAAAGCGUUUCGCUGAGCUGACGAGAUCCUGGUAAUAGACUGGACUCUCCGUCCAGCGGGCGCACCGUGUACUCUGUACAACACAAUCCGACAAUGAUGCGGUGGUCGUCGCACAGUGUGGAACACGACGUGCGGGGCGGGGCAGUUCCGCUGCGCGCGCAGCGGCCUGUGCGUCGCGGCCAGCUGGCGCUGCGACGGCGACGCCGACUGCGGCCCGCACGACGCCUCCGACGAGGACCCCUACAUGUGCGAGAAGGACUUCCGGUGCUGGGGCGCCUGGGCGCGCUGCGCCACGCCCGAGGACGGCCAGUUCAGCUGCGUGCCCGUCUACCAGUUCUGCGACGGCCGCCGCCACUGCCUCGACGGCAGCGACGAGUGGGACAUCUGCGACAACUUCACGGAGGCGGCGUGCGCGGCGCACGGCUGCGACGCGUGCCGGCCCACGCACGAGGGCGUGGCGUGCUACUGCCGGCCCGGCUACGAGCCGCGCGACGGCCAGUGCGUCGAUAGCGACGAAUGUUCGUGGGAGGGCGCGUGCGCGCAGCGCUGCAUCAAUUCACCGGGCUCGUACGCGUGCGCGUGCGUCGCUGGCUACGCGCUGCGCGACGACCGCCGCACCUGCCGCCCCAUCAACGAACCGCCGGACGCGCCGCUGACGCUGCUGGUGGUGACGCAGAGUGGCGUGUCGCGCGAGUGGCUGCCGCCGCACGCCGCGCCCGCCGGUAACCACUCGCUGGCCGCUCUCGACGUGCGCGCGCUGGACUUCCACUACAGUAACGGCUCGGUGUGCUACGUGCACCACAACGUUAGCCGCGCGGCGCUGGUCUGCGUGCAGGCGGACGACUUCGCCAACCGCACCGAGCUGCCCGCGCCCGCGCUCUUCGCCGACCUCAGCUCGGUAUCGCACCUGGCCGUGGACUGGGUAGCCGGCAACUGGUACUUCGCGGAUGAGGCGCGUGAGGUGGUGUACGUGUGCGACGCCACGCUGCGCCACUGCCGCGUGCUGCUCGAAGGCGCGCUCAGCAAGCCGCGCGGCCUGGCGCUCGACCCAGCCGCCGGGCUUAUGUUCUGGAGCGUGUGGGGCGCCGCGCCGCCCGCCGUGCGCGCCGCCACGCUGGCCGGUGGCGCGGCGCGUGUGCUGGCCGACAGCAAGCUGGUGUACCCGGGCGCGCUGGCCGUGGAGCCGGCAGCGCGCAUGCUGUACUGGGCCGACGCGUACCUGGAGUGCGUGGAGCGCGCCGACUACGCGGGCCGGCGCCGCCUCACCGUGCGGCGCGGCUACUCGUCGCCGCGGCUACAGGCGCUGGCGCCGCUCGACACAUCGCUGUACCUGCCGCUGUGGGGCGAGCGCGCCGUGGCCGUGGUAUCGCGAUUCGCGCGCGAGCGGCGCCGCACGCUGCUGCCGCUGGGCGCGCGUCCCACGCACGCGCUGGCCUAUCACCGCCAGCGCCAGCCGCGCGUGGAGCACCCGUGCGCGGUGCGCAACGGCGGCUGCGCGCACAUCUGCAUCACGGGGUACCGCGCCGGCGCGCCGCACGCGCACUGCCUGUGCCGACACGGGUUCCGCCUGGCCGGCCACGGCGACUGCGAGCUGUCGUCGGCGCAGAGCUACGUGGUGGUGUCGCGCGGCUCGCCGCCCAUGGUGGCGGGCGUGGCGCUGCCGGGCGGCGAGGAGGCCUUCGCGCCGGCCACGCGCGCCGCGCGCCCUACCGCCGCCGACGUGGACGCGCACACCGGCACGCUGUACUACUGCGACGUGCACAGGUACGAGAUCGUGCGGCAGCGGCUGGACGGCGGCGGCCGCGAGGUGUUCGUGGCGGACGACGUCGACAACUGCGAGGGCCUCGCCGUCGACUGGAUGGGACGCAACGUGUACUGGACGGACGACUCGCUGGGCGCUCUGAGCGUGGCGCGGCUGGACGCGGCGCCGCGCCGCGCGCUGCUGCGCGAGCGGUUCCACCCGCGCUCCAUCGCGCUCGACCCCGCUAACGGGGUGAUGUACUGGUCGCUGUGGGCGGGCGCGGCGGCCGCGCGCGGCGCGCUGCAGGCGGCGCGCAUGGACGCGUCGCGGCGCCGCACGCUGCUGGACGAGGAGCUGCACUGGCCCAACGGCCUGGCGCUGGACCACCGCCAGUCGUACCUGUACUGGUGCGACACCUACCUCAACAAGAUCGAGCGCGUGCGCGUCACGCCGCUCGGCGAGCUGGCGCCGGGCGCGGCGCGCGAGCUGCUCGCGCGGCAGGCGCCCGACUUUCCGCUCUCCAAGCCCUACGGCCUGGCGCUCUACGAGGACUGGGUGUUGUGGAGCGAGCACGGGUCGGGCGCGCUGCGGCGCCUGCGCGCCAACGGCUCGGCCGACACGCUGCGCAGCUUCCCGCCGCCGCUCUACGACAUCCGGCUGGUGGACCUCGCCGCGAGAACCGGCAAGAACGCGUGCUCGCACAAGAACGGCGGCUGCGCGGAGCUGUGCUUGGCCACGGGCCCCGGCGAGCGGCGCUGCGAGUGCGGCGCGGGCCGGCGCCUGGCGCCCGACGCGCGCGCCUGCCAGCCCGGCGACGCGGCGCCCGCCUGCGGCGCCGGCUACUUCCACUGCGGACGCGGGAACUGCAUCGACGCGGCGCUGCUGUGCGACGGCGACGCGGACUGCCCCGACGCGAGCGACGAGGACGCCUCGCCGCGCGGCGCCUGCGCGAACGUGACUUGCGACGCGACGCAGUACCUGCAGUGCGACGCCAACCGUUGCAUCCCCAAGGCCUGGAUUUGCGACGGACUCACAGACUGCUCUGACGGCGCGGACGAGACGGCGGCGGCGUGCCAGCGCACGGCGUGCGGCGCGGCGCAGUUCCAGUGCGCGCGCUCGCGCCGCUGCCUGCCCGCCGCCUGGCGCUGCGAUGGCGCGCCCGACUGCGGGCCCGCCGACCGCUCCGACGAAGCCGACUGCGGUGAGUGCGCGCCGUGCGACAGCGGCGCCUUCCAGUGCGACAACGGCGCGUGCGUGCCGUGGGAGUACUACUGCGACGCGCACGCCGACUGCACGGACGCCAGCGACGAGCGCGCCUGCCCCGCCGCCGCGCCCGAGCCGCUCCGCCCCGCGCACCGCCACAGACCGCACCAAAACAAUACCGACAAGCAUGGGAUAUGCGAGGACCACGAGUUUCAGUGCACUAAUAGAGAAUGUAUUCGGAAGGAGUUUCGCUGCGACUCGCGCGUGGACUGCCUCGACAGCUCGGACGAGGCCGGCUGCGAGGCGCUGGCCACCAGCCCGGCGCCCGCCACCACCGCCGCGCCCACCGCCGCACCCUCCGCCGCGCCGCCCGCCGCCGGCGACGACUGCCCCGCGCCCGCGCUGCGCUGCGACAACGGCUCGCGCUGCGUGCCGCUGCAGCAGCUGUGCGACGACAUGCGGGACUGCGCCGACGGCGCCGACGAGGCCGACCGAUGCGGCGAGCCGAUGUGCUCGGUGGCGCCGUGCUCGCACGCGUGCCACGCCACGCCGCGCGGCCCCGCGUGCGCGUGCCCCGCGCCGCUGCUACUGCAGGCCGACGGCGUUACGUGCGCGCCCGCCGACCCCGCCGCGCAGCCUGCGCACGUCUGCACGCAGUGGGGCAUCUGCAGCCAGACGUGCCAGCCGCACAAGAACCGCUACAAGUGCACGUGCCACGCGGGCUACCGGCUGGCGGACGACGGGUUCACGUGCAAGAGCACGAGCGGCGCGCGCGCGCUGCUGGUGUUCAGCACGCGGCACGAGGUGCGCGGCGUGGAGCUGCCGGCGCUGCGCUCGCGCGGCCUGCUGGCGUCGCUGCAGGGCUCCGUGGCGCUGGCAUGGGCGCGCGAGGCGGGCGCGCUGCGCCUGUACUGGACGGACGUGGUGGAGGGCGCGAUCUACCGCGGCACGCUGCGCGACGCGACCGUGGCGGACGCGGCGCCCGUGGUGCGCGGGCUGGCGGCGGCCGAGGGGCUGGCGGCGGACUGGCUGGGUGGCAACCUGUACUGGGUGGACGGCGGCCUGCGCCAAAUCGAGGUUGCGCGGCUGGACGGGCGCCACCGCCGCACGCUGCUAGCCGGCGACAUGGACAGCCCGCGCGCGCUCGCGCUCGACCCCAGCGUCGGCAUGCUGUUUUGGAGCGACUGGGAGGCUGCGGCGCCGCGCAUAGAGCGCGCGUCGCUGGCGGGGCAGCGGCGCGCGGUGGUGGUGCGCGUGCGUGACGCGGCGCCGGGCGCGGCGUGGCCCAACGGUCUGGCGCUGGACUUACCGGCGCGCCGCCUGUACUGGGUGGACGCGCGCUCCGACUCGCUGCACACGAGCGACUACGCGGGCGGCGACGCGCGCGCCGUGCUGCGCGGCCACGCGCGCCUCGCGCACCCGUUCGCCGUGGCCGUGUUCGAGGCGCACGUGUACUGGACGGACUGGCGCAGCAACGGCGUGCUGCGCGCCAACAAGUGGAACGGCUCCGACGUGACGGUCGUGCAGCGCACGCUCACGCAGCCCUUCGACGUCAAGGUGGUGCACCCGAGCCAGCAGCCGGCUGCCGCGCGCAAUCCGUGCGCCGCUAACGGCAACUGCUCGCACCUGUGCCUCAUCGACUCGGCCACGGAGCGCGCAUGCGCGUGCCCGCUGCUCAUGCGCCUCGGCCCCGACGGACGCGUCUGCGAGGUGCACGAGCGCGCGCUGGUGGCGGGCACGGCGGGCGUGCUGCGCGGGCUGGGCGCCGAGGCGGCCGUGCCCACGCUGGCGGGCGCGCACGUGGCGGCGCCGGUCGCGCUCGCCUUUCUGGCCGACGAGUACGCGCUCUACUGGGCCGACGCUGACACGAACGAGCUGAUGCGCGCGGACGUGCGCAGCGGCGCGCAGCAGGUGGUGGCGGACAGCGGCGUGGCGGCGCCGCGCGCGCUGGCGCUAGACUGGGCGGCGCGCCUGCUGUACUUCGUGGCGCGCGACUGGCUCACGGUGAGCGACGUGCGCGGCGCGCUAGCGGCACCGCUGCUGCCCGGCUUCGCGAGCCUGGCCGCGCUGGCCGUGGACCCGCGCCGCGGCCGCCUGUACUGGGCGCUGACGGCGGGCGAGGCGCGCGUUGAGACGGCAGCCGGCGACGGCUCGGCGCGCCGCGUGCUGCUGCGCCGCGCCGACGAACCGCGCCUCGCGCAACCCACCGGCAUGUGCGUGGACGCGCAGCGCGAGCGCCUGUACUGGGUCAACCUCGGCUCCGGCACCAUACAGUACAUCGACCUCAACACUGAACAACUUACCACUGUGGCGCUGGCGGCGGGCGCGCGGCCGGCGGCGCUGACCGCGCUCGCGGGCGAGCUGUUGUGGGCGGACGCGGCGCGCGGCGCCGUGCUGGCGUGCGCGCCGCCGCGCUGCGCCGAGCCCGCCGUGCGCGUCAACGACACCGAGGGCGUGCUGUCGCUGCUGAUGUACGACCGCGCGCUGCAGGCGGGCACGCGCGGCGCCUGCGCGCUGCGGCGCGUGCCGUGCCAGCAUCUGUGCGUGCCGCUGUCCGACACGCGCUCCACGUGCCGGUGCGCGCAGGGCUACGAGCCGCACGACACGCGCUGCAAAGCGGUGGACGACGUGCUGCUGUACUCGCGGAGCUGGGAGCUGCGCGGCGUGCGGCUGGCGGCCGGCGGCGACGCGCAGGACGUGCUGCCGCCCAUCGCGCAGGUCGCGUGCGCCGCUUCCAUCGACUACGACGCUGAGGAGGAGUGGAUCUACUGGGCGGACCCGGAGGCGGGGCUGGGCUGGCGCGUGCGGCGCAGCGGCGCGGCGCGCGCGCGCGUGCUGGAGCAGGCGCCGGUGGCGGGCGCGGCGCCCGACGCGCUGGCGGCGCUGGCGCUGGACCCGGUGGCACGCAACCUGUACUGGUCGGAUGCGGCGCGCUCGCUGCUGCACGUGGCGCGCAUGGACGGCGCGCACCGCUACGUGCUGCGCGACACCGACCCGCUCGUCGUCACCGCGCUGGGCGUGGAUGGCUGGGCGGGCUACCUGGUGCUGGCGGGCGGCGGCUGGGUGCAGCGCAUGCGCCUGGACGCGUCCGAGCCCGCGCUGCUGUACAACGGCACGGCGCUCACCGCCAUCGCGCUCGACACGCAGGAGCAGUGGGUGUACUGGGCGGACACGUGGGACGUGGGCGUGUGGCGCGCGCGCUACGCGGGCGACGUGGGCGCUGUGGGCGGCGCGGCGCAGCGCGUGGGCGGUGGUGCGCCGCUGCAGCACCCCGUGGCGCUGGCGGUGCACGCCGGCCAUCUCUACUGGCUUGAUACGAUGCUGCAGCGCGGCAGCGUGGCGGCGGCGCCGCUCGCCAACCUCAGCGACUACCGCGUGCUGGCCGCCGACCUCGGCACCAGCCUCAAGGACCUCAAGAUCUGGUCGUCGUCCUCGACCGCGGGGCGCGCGGCGCGCAGCCCGUGCGCGCGCGGCAACGGUGGCUGCGCGGCGCUGUGUCUGUGGGACGGCCGCGCCGCGCACUGUGCAUGCCCGCACGGCGACCUCUCGGCCGACGGCUACAACUGCACGCCGUCCACGUCGUUCCUGAUGUACUCGCGCGUCACCGCCAUCGACAGCAUCCGCCUCGACGCCGGCGACGACCUCAACUCGCCCUACCCGGCCAUCGAGAACAAGACGCUGCUGCGCAACGCCAUCGCGCUGGCGUACGAAUACGACAGCCGCACGCUGUUUUACUCAGACAUCCAGCGCGCUGCGCUGCACGCCGUACGCUUCAACGGCUCCGACCACCGCGUGCUGCUCGAGCGCGCAGGCUCGGUAGAGGGCAUGGUGUUCGCGGCGGCUGAGCGCGCGCUGUACUGGACCUGCGCUUCCGCGCCUGCGCUGCGCGCCGCGCACCUGCCGGCGCUGCUGCGCUCGCCGCUGCCGGCGCGUGCGCGCCUCGUGCGUACCGUGCUACAAUUGCAGCCCGGAGCCCGCCCGCGCGGCAUCGACUACGACCCUUGCGAGAGGCGCCUGUACUGGAGCGACUGGAACGCGGCGCGACCGCGCAUCGAGCGCGCGCUGGCCAGCGGGCGCCUGCGCCAGACUCUGGUGGCGCGCGACAUCCUCAUGCCCAACGGGCUGGCGCUGGAGCACGCGGCGCGCCUGCUGUACUGGGCCGACGCGCGUCUCGACAAGAUCGAGCGCAUGCGCUACGACGGCUCGCACCGCCGCGUCGUGACGCGCGCGCACGCCGAGCACCCUUUCGCACUGGCGGUGGGCGGCGGCUGGCUGGCGUGGACCGACUGGGUGGCGCGCGGCGUGUUCGGCGCCGAGCGCGGUGGCGGUGCCGUGCGCGCGCUGCGUCGAGACGUGCCGCGGCCCUGCGCCGUCGUACGCGUGGCGCCCGACACGCAGCGCUGCGCCACCGACCCGUGCGCCGUGGCCAACGGCGGCUGCGCGGAGGCGUGCGCCGUGGAUGCCAGUGGCCACGCGGCGUGCGCGUGCGGCGCGGGACGCGUACUGGCGCGCGACGGGCGAGCGUGCGAGGCGGCGGGCGGCGCGUGCGGCGCGGGGCAGUUCGCGUGCGCCGAGGGCCCCUGCCUGCCCGAGGAGCUGGCGUGCGACGGCGUGCCGCACUGCAGCGGCGACGCGGACGCCAGCGACGAGGACCUGUACUACUGCACGUCUCGCGUGUGCCCGGAGGACAGCGUGUCGUGCGGCGCGGGCGGGCGCUGCGUGCCGGCGGCGCGCCUGUGCGACGGCACGGCGGACUGCGACGACGCCAGCGACGAGGCCGAUUGCGAUUGCGCGCCCACACAUUACAAAUGCGAUGACGGCACGUGUGUGGAGAUAGGCGCGCGCUGCGACGGCGCUUUGCAGUGCCCCGACGCUUCGGACGAGCGCAACUGCCCGCAGACGGCGUGCGCGGCGCUCGGCGACUCGGUGCGGCGCUGCGCCAGCGGGGACCAGUGCUACGCGGCCGAGGCGCGCUGCGACGGCCGUGCCGACUGCGCUGACGCCAGCGACGAGGCAGAUUGCGUGCCGGAGCCGACGCUGCCGCCGGACGCGAUCGACGCGCCGGACGCUGAGACUUUCGAGGAGCAGCCGGUGUUAGGCUGCACGACAGAGCAGUUCCAGUGCGGCAGCGCCGGCGCCGUGGAGUGCAUCCCGCUGCCGUGGCGCUGCGACGGGCGCCUCGACUGCAGCGACGGCAGCGACGAGGCCGAGCACUGCGGCCACCGAAAUGCGAGCGCGUGCGCGGCGGACUCGUUCCCGUGCGGUGCGUCGGGCGCCUGCGUGCCGGCCGCGGCGCGCUGCGACGGCGCGGCCGACUGUCCGCGCGCCGAAGACGAAGCGCGUUGCGCGUGCGCGCCCGGCGCCUUCCGCUGCGCCUCGUCCGCGCUGUGUCUGCACGACAGCCUGUACUGCGACGGCGACAUCGACUGCGACGACGGUUCCGACGAGCCGCCGGGCUGCUCGUCGCGCGCGAGUGGCGGCACCGGCACGGCUGCGCCCGGGGCCGCGCACGGUUUCGGCGCGCUGCUGUGUGCCGGCUCGCCCGGCGCCGUGUACUGUGCGGGGCGCUGCGUGGCCGCCGCGCAGGUGUGCGACGGGCGCGACCACUGCGUGGACAGUGGCGGCGGCGGCGCGGGUUCGGACGAGGACCCCCUGCUGUGCGCGUCGUUCGGCGCAGUGGAGGCGACAGACGAAGCAGGCGCGUGCGCGCGUGGCUCGUGGCGCUGCGACAAUGGCGCGUGCGUGGCGCCGGGCGCGCUGUGCGACGGCCAGGACCACUGCGGCGACUACUCGGACGAGCGGCACUGCAAUGUGAACGAGUGCCUGGUGGCUAACGGCGAGUGCCCGCACAACUGCACGGACCUGGCCGUGGGGCACGCGUGCUGGUGCCGCGCGGGCUGGCGGCGUGAGCGGCGCGCGUGCCGCGACGUGGACGAGUGCCGCGAGGAUGCGCCCUGCGAGCACCACUGCAGAAAUACUUUAGGGAGCUACGUGUGCUCCUGCGCGGACGGGUACCGCUUGAUGGAGGACCGCUCCAGCUGUGAGCCCGUUUCUUCCGUGAAGGCGUCGCUGAUCUUCACGAACCGCUACUACAUCCGGCGCACUGCCAUCCGCGGCGAGCGCGAGGGCGCGGCCGGUUCGCUGGCCGCCACGGCGCUGCUCGUGCACAACCUCACCAACGCCGUGGCGCUGGACGCGCUGUGGGCGCGCGGCUGCCUGCUGUGGAGCGACGUGACGCGCGCCGGCUCCGCCAUCCGCCGCGUGUGCCGCGCCGCGCGCCUGGCUGCCGCGCCGCCGCCGGGCGCGCUGCCCGCACCGCUGGCGCCCGCCGACGUGGCGCUGCUGGCCGGCGCCACACUGCAGAACCCCGACGGGCUGGCCGUGGACUGGGUGGCCGGCAACGUGUACUGGUGCGACAAGGGCACGGACACCGUGGAGGUGGCGCGCCUGGACGGGCGCCACCGCCGCGUGCUGCUGCGGCGCGGCCUGAGCGAACCGCGCGCGCUGGCGUUGCUGCCGGCCGCCGGGCUGCUGUUCUGGAGCGACUGGGGCGCGCGCCCGCACAUCGGCCGCGCGGGCAUGGACGGCGCGGGCGCGCGCGCCAUCAUCACGGCCGGCCUGGGCUGGCCCAACGCGCUCACGCUGUCGCUCGCGUCCCGGGAGCUGUACUUCGCCGACGCGCGCGAGGACUACAUCGCCGUGGCCGCGCUGGACGGCUCCGACGUGCGCGUGCUGCUGUCGCGAGAUCGCAUGCCGUGGCUGCGGCUGCACCACGUGUUCGCGCUGGGCGUGUGGGCGGGCCGCGUGUACUGGACGGACUGGGAGACGCGCGCGCUGGACUCGUGCCGCCGCGUGCCCGACCCCGGCUUCAACGAGUCGGAGCCGGGCCCGCUGUGGGCGGGCGGCGCGCUGCGCUGCCGCACCGAGGCGCGCACCGUGCACAAGCCCAUGGACCUGCGCGUGCUGCACCCCGCGCGCCAGCCGCCGCAGCCCGAGCUGACGGCGCUGUGCGAGCGGCUUAACUGCAGCGGCCUGUGCCUGCUGACGGCGGAGAGCGCGCCGGGAGCGGGCGCGGGCGCGCGCUGCGAGUGCCCCGAGCAUUGGGUGACCACGCCGGGCGGCGGCUGCCGCGCCAACUGCUCGGCCGCGCACUUCGUGUGCCGCGACGCGCUCAAGUGCAUCCCCUUCUGGUGGCGCUGCGACGCGCAGGACGACUGCGGUGAUGGCAGCGACGAGCCGGCCAGCUGCCCGCCCUUCCGCUGCGCGCCCGGCCAGUUCCAGUGCGGCGCGCGCUGCCUGCACCCCGAGCAGCUGUGCGACGGUGAGGCGCAGUGUGCGGCCGGCGAGGAUGAGCGCGACUGCGAGCGCUUCGCGUGCCUCGCGUCGCAGUGGAAGUGCGCCGGAAACGCGUCGGCCGGCGUGGCCGCGCGCUGCAUUGCGGCCGCGCGGCGCUGUGAUGGCGAGCCACACUGCCCUGGCGGUGAGGACGAGCGCGAUUGCCCGCCCGGCACGUGUCCGCCGCACCACUUCCGCUGCGGCUCGGGUGCGUGUGUGCCGGCAGUGUGGGUGUGCGACGCGGACGCCGACUGUGGCGACGGCUCGGAUGAAGGCGCAUGGUGCGCGGCGCGCGCCUGUCCGCGCGGCGAAUUCCGCUGCGGCUCGGGUCGCUGCGUGCCGCGCGACUGGCUGUGCGACGGCGACGCCGACUGCCCGGCGCGUGAAGACGAGGCGGCCUGCGACGCGCGCGCGCCCUGCGACCCCACCUACUUUCGCUGUGCCGACGCUCGCUGCGUGCCCGGUCGCUGGCGCUGCGAUUUCGAGGAGGACUGCGCUGACGGCGGCGACGAGCGCGACUGCACGCCGCGCGACUGCUCCGAGUCUGAGUUCCGCUGCGACAGCGGCGAGUGCAUUCGCGGCGCGCUGCGCUGCUCGGGCGCGGCCGAGUGCGCGGGCGGUGAGGACGAGCGCGACUGCGCGCGCCAGUGCGGGCCGCAGGCGCGCCUGUGCCGCACCGGCGACCAGUGCGUGCGCAGCGCGUGGUGGUGCGACGGCGAGGUGGACUGCGGCGACGGCUCGGACGAGGCGGCGUGCGGCAACGCCACGCGCGGCGCGGGCGACGUGGAGUGUGGCGCGCGACUGCGCUGCGGCGGCAGCUGCGUGCCGGCCGCCUGGCGCUGUGACGCGCGGCGCGACUGCGCGGACGGCGCCGACGAAGACGCGCACGAGUGCGCGCUCACCGCGUGCCCGCCGCCCAUGAUCCGCUGUGGCGACCGCUCGUGCGCGCCGGCGCAGGCGCUGUGCGACGGCUUCGCGGACUGCUCGGACGGCAGCGACGAGAACCCGCUGCUGCGGGCGCGGCGCGGCGCCGUGUGCGGCCGACGAGCAGCUGUGCGGCUCCGGCGACUGCGUGCCGCGCGGCGCACCUUGCGACACCGAGGGCGACUGCGACUGGCGCUCGUGUCCGCAGCUGUGCCUGCCCAAGCACCGCCACAACCACACCUGCAAGUGCGCCGCGGGCUUCAAGCAGCACGUCGGCGCCAACCGCACGCUCGCCUGCGAGGCCAUCGGUGAGCGACAAGGCGAAGCUGCUGGUGGCGUCGGGCGGCGCGCUGCGGCUGCUCGACCCGCACAAGCACGAGCACGAGCGCGAGCGCGAGCACGAGCUGGAGGGGCCGCGCGUCGCCUCCAG